GCAGCCAAAUUCACUCGUUGCGGCCAUUCGAGAAGAACUCCUGUCUCUUUCACACCAAGAUGCAGCCUACAGAGAUCAUCGCCAUUUUGGCCGGAACGUACCAGCUCCUUAACACAUCAGCUACGCGCGACGGAGUGCCAGUAGAGGACAGGACGUACGGCUCCAACCCGGUCGGCAUUCUUUCCUACAGCAAGUCCGGCUACAUGUCGGCCACGAUCACAUCGACGGAUCCCGAGCACCGACCCGCGAACUUGACAUUUCCCUUCCAAGACGGCCAGUCCGACGCCGACUGGGCCCAGAUCGGCAAGCACAGCAUCGGAUAUGCCGGGCCGUUCUCGCUCACCGACGCCAUCGAGGCCACUGCCACCUCCGGCCAGCUCGUCCACGGCCCCUUGACCGUUGCAAACGUUCCCACCAUGGUGGGAGUCAGGCAAGUGCGCAACUACACGACCUUUGAAAAUGGGAACCUGCUCCGCAUCUCCUCCCAGAGAGACGGCAGCAACAGAGGCGAGCUUUGGUGGAAGCGGUUGGAUUGAGUUGUCACACAUAAAGAGAGAUAUCUUCCCUGGGGGAAGGCACUGCCAAUGGCAGCAGAAGUCAGAGCAUUCCCAAAUGUAUUUACGAUGAGACAAAGAGCGGAACACGCGUUACCUUGGAUAUAUACUAGAGGUUCGGAUA
This is a messenger RNA of Colletotrichum destructivum, 678 nucleotides long. Its product is annotated as Putative Lipocalin-like domain-containing protein. The record is from RefSeq and is a predicted model, not a curated record. The transcript is spliced from 2 exons. Lineage: Eukaryota; Fungi; Ascomycota; Sordariomycetes; Glomerellales; Glomerellaceae. Bases 60 to 536 code for a protein of 158 amino acids.